This is a messenger RNA of Punica granatum (pomegranate), 2869 nucleotides long. The record is from RefSeq and is a predicted model, not a curated record. NCBI's taxonomy places the organism in Eukaryota, Viridiplantae, Streptophyta, Magnoliopsida, Myrtales, Lythraceae.
UAAUGGGUUCCUUUCUUCCCACCUUUACUGAUCUGUGACUGUGAAAGUUUCGUCCUUUUGGGGCGAAGCUUUAUUGACGUUCUUUCUGAUCUGACAUCCCUGUUGUUGGGGUUGUUUGGGAAGGUUCCGGGAAUUUGUUGGGGCCUCUUCUUGUCCAACGAAUCGCACGCCGCGGUUUUAGGACGAGUGGGCUUUCCGUACCAUAAACAUGGAUUCAGAUCCUGUUCCCGAAGCAAGUGUCUCGGUUGAUGAUGUGGAAACUACUCGCUCAGAGCUUGGGUCAAGCAAUGUUGAUGAUACCGGUCUUGUCAUUUUAUCUGAUGGAGAGUUGAAUGGAGAUAUAGCAAAUGCACAAGAGGCUCUUACAAGGAUUGAAUUGGAUUUGGCCUGUGCAUCGGAGAAGCUAUGCAAUCUAAACAUACUUAUGAUGCAUGUGGCUACCAAGGAAGGUGAACUCGAAGCCUUUGAUUCUGUUGAAGAGGGAGAAAAGUUGUUUGAGUUAAUUGGGAAGGCUUUGCAAUUCGAUUUCUUGUCUGGAUUUCUGAGUUCUGAGGUGAGGGAAUUGGAUAGUCUCCUGAAUUAUCUGAAAAGAGACAUUCUAGAUGCCCGCCAGCUGAUACCUGCCAGUGAGAACCUUGGGAGAGACUUCAUAGAAAUGGAGGAGAAGUUGUGUGAUUCCGAGAAAACUUUGGACCGAUUGCAGGAGCAGGUCAUUGAACUCCUUGAACAGUCUGACACACUCCAGAAGGCUCUGACGGGCUUGCAUGCUGAAGAAACUGGAGAGAUGGAGAAGAGCACGGGUCUUUUCAUGAAUGUUGAAUCAAUGGAUACUAAGAACAAAAUGCAAACUGCUGAACAGCAGAGGCAUUUUUUGAGGAUGCUAGAAAAAUCUCUGGCGAGAGAGUUGGAUCUCGAGAAGAAGGUGUCAGAGUCAAGACUUAUCGAGGAGGAGCUGAAACUAAGAUUACAGUCUGCAGAGCAAGAAGUAUUUUGUUUGGAGGAAGAGAUGGUCGAGUCUCUAGAGAGAUUCUUUCAAGCAGAUAAUGCCUCUGAAGUCCUUCUUGGUAUUUCGAAAGAAUUACUAGGUCGGCUGCAAAUCUUGCAGUUUAACUUGAACAGUUCUGCUCAGCGAGAGGCUGACUUAAGGUUGAAACUUGAGGAUAUCACUGAGAAGUUGAUAGUCAAGGAUGAUGCUCAGCAGAAGCUUGAGAACAGCUUGAAAGCCAGUUUGAAGGAAGCUGAAGAUAAGUUAGUUAUUGCCAAUUCUGAGAUCUCUGCUCUCAAGGAUACUGUCAGCCCGCUUGAGAGGCAGAUCGAGGAAUCUAGAUCCUCUGGAAAUGGAAGUCAAGAACAACUUAAUCGAAUUGAGGAUCUGACAGAGAGAUUGUCCAAAUCGGAAGCCCAGUGCAAAUUACUCACAGAGAAGAAUCUUGAACUUGAGCGGGGGCUGGCAGUUCUCAAAGGCUGCGGAAUUACUCCAGAGAAGGUCAACUUGCUUGAGAAGAGGUUGAGGGAAUCAGACAUUCUGUUGCAACAUGCAGUGGCAUCAGCCGAGGCUAGUGAAGAGAAGCAGAAGAUGUUGUACUCUGCAAUUGAGGAUAUGGAGAACAUAAUCGAGGAUCUGAAGGGUAAGGUCUCGAAGGCUGAGCAUCGGGCAGACAGUGCUGAGCACAAGUGUAUUUUAUUGUCUGAAACGAAUGCAGAGCUAAAUGAGGAACUGAGCUUUCUAAGAAAUAAGAUGGAAUUCUUGGAGGGAUCGUUGACUCGAGCAGAGGAGACGAAGAUGACAAACGCAAAGGACGUUAGGGUCCGGGCUGGUGUGAUGGCAAAUCUGGUCAUGCAACUGGCCAUGGAGAGGGAGCGCCUUCAUAAGCAGAUAUCUUCAUUAGUGAAGGACAACAAAGUUUUGGUAGUGAAGCUGCAUCAAACGAGCAAGGAUAGCGGAACAAUUUUUGGAAAAUUCUCGUCUUCUGAUAAUAAUCCCUUUCCCGCUGCUACUUCUGCUCGAGACCUUAAGGAAGAAGUCACGACUGAGUCUUUGGCUACCUCAAACAAGGUAGAAGAGAAUGUGGAGAACACGUCUACAGGUGAUCAGGAUCUAGGGGAUUCAAUCUCUCAGCUCGAUGCAUCGAGGAGAAUUGAUGCCGGAGUGCUCUCAUUUAAGCACGUUGUUGUCGCAGCUCUGAUCCUGUUGAUGGCAGCAGCAGCUUCUCAGUUUUUCUACCAAUGAAACUGCCCUCGACAAGGAGAGGAGAUUCUUCUUGUCUGAGGUCAUACGGUUGUAGAAAAUUCCAUAUGAAGAGAAAGUUCCUCACCAGUACUAAUAAGCCUGCCAUCUCUGAGUUCCUCGCGCCUUUAAUUAUAUAGCGAUACUCCAAGAGGGAACUGCUGCCACUGAGUUUUUCUCGUCAUUUGCAAUGGAAGCUUUCUGCUUGCCAUAGGUUUUGAUAGAUCCUGAGGUGGAUGCGCCGACGAAGCCUAGAUUACAGAUGUGAAGAUGGAACAGUUUUGUUACGGAAGCAAAAGGGCCUUGCGCUUCCUCAAUAUCUCGAUACUGCAACUGGAAGCAUCUGCUCUUUCGACGGUUUUUGACUGUCAACAAAUUUAGGGCGUCCUUCUUGUACUCAUCCUAUGUGUAGUUAGCUUUCCUUCUCCUUCUUUGUAUACUUAUGCUCUUCUUUGUCUAUCAGGAUCGAGAAGUUGCAAUCGAUGACGUAAGAAAAUCAGCCUCGAAAAAUUUUGAAAGUUUAGAUAAAAAUGGAUUAAUGAUCCAUCUUGUAUCCUUUUUGACACUACUUGUAUCUUAAUUUCUAUUAACUUUGUUGUGAUAUCCAUAUAUAUGGCCUACGUGACUUGAUUUGGUACUUAA